AUGACGCCCGUUCGUUUGUUUAAGACAAACGCCAAUCGGCAGGAGGCUCACCUGAUGUUAAGUGAUAGCUGCACGUUGCCAGUAGUCCCGCAACUAAGCGAAGAAGUACAACGGAAACAGAGUGAAUACCAAAAGUGUCUUGAAUCAUACAAACAGAUGCGUGCUAAGUUUGAAGAGAAUUAUCUUAAAUGUCCAACAAGUAGAGGAGGUCGUAAAUUGGACGAAACCCGGGACAAAUACGGCAAAGCGUGUCGAAGGCUUCACAGAGCCCACAAUGAGUAUGUAUUGUUGUUGGCUGAGGCUACAGAAUGCGAGAGAGCCCUGCGGACUGCGGCCCUACCUGCCAUAUUGGACCAGCAGAGGCGGCAGGGAGAAGCCACUGCUUCCUCUUGGAAGGGAAUCUUAUUAGAAGUUGUCCAGAGGUCUGAUUUUAGUACGGACAAGUUCAAGGAAAUUCAGGGUAAAACAGAAACCACAGUUCAAAAUCUAAAGCCACAGGAAGAGUACAAAGACUUUAUGGAAAAGUACAAGUCACCCUCUUUAUCAUCAGUUACGUUUACCUUCGACGAGAGUCUGGUAGAAGACACAAGUGGGAAGCUCCAACCAAACCAGUUGACAGUUGACAAUUUGACAGUAGAAUGGUUGAAGGAGAAAUUGAUAGAACUGGAAAACGUGCUUCUAGAUAAUAGGGAGAAGCAGACGGCGAUUCAAGGGCCAGAGAUUAUUGGGAACGGUGUUUGUAAGAACAAUAAUACUGGCAUGUCCAAUGGAGUUAAUGGAAUUGAUAGGUAUUCACCCCCACCACUACCAGUAACAACGUCUGAACCAAUAAAGCUCUUAGAACUUCGGAUUGCGGAAAGAAAAUGCGCAAAACAAGCGGAGAUGAUUCGUUCAGCGCUCGCAGAAUUGGGUUGUGAAGAGGCUCCGAGUGGCUGUCCUGAUCUCUCCGCUGAAACUGUAGGAGUUGAUAGUUUGGAUGGCAGCUCACCAGACCAUCAGGAUCGAGCAUCAAUCGGGUCUAAAGCGUCAAUGGAUGCGUUGCGGUUGCAUCUGCAUUCUAUAAUACCACCGAGACCCUUCUUCAAAAUGUUUACGCGGCCAUUCAGACGCAAGUCUGUGCCUUCCAGUCCAGCUUUACCUCCUAAAACGUACAGAAGCAGUAGUGAGGGCCCCUCAGACUCGGUGAGUGCGAGCGAGACUGAACGCUCCCUGGUAGACCAGGAAUGGUUCCAUGGAGUGUUGCCUAGAGAGGAAGUCGUGCGGUUGUUGAGAAAUGAUGGGGAUUAUCUAGUACGAGAAACCACGCGAAACCACGCGCGGCAACUUGUAUUAUCCGUAUGUUGGGGACAACAUAAGCAUUUUAUCGUACAGACCACACCAGAGGGUCACUAUAGAUUUGAAGGCGCCGCGUUUCCAUCAGUAGCGGAGCUGAUAGCGUGGCAGCGGGCAAGUGGAGUACCGGUAACAGCACGAUCCGGAGCUCUCCUACGAAGAGCUGUGCCCCGGGAGACCUGGGAACUCAAUAAUGACCAUGUGCAGUUACUAGAUAAGAUUGGACGGGGUAACUUUGGGGACGUGUACAAAGCGCGUCUUAUAACUACCGGACAAGAAGUAGCAGUGAAGACCUGUAGGGUUGCCUUACCAGAGGAACAGAAGCGAACCUUUCUGCAAGAAGGACGGAUCCUCAAGCAAUACCAGCAUCCCAACAUUGUGCGGCUUAUUGGGAUCGCGGUUCAGAAACAGCCUAUCAUGAUUGUUAUGGAGCUUGUAUCAGGUGGAUCCCUCCUAACCUUCCUCCGAACCAGGGCUCAGAACCUAAACUCCAGGUCUCUUUUGGCCAUGUGCCGUGAUGCGGCAGCUGGAAUGAGAUAUUUGGAGUCCAAAAGUUGUAUCCAUCGUGACCUGGCUGCCAGGAACUGUUUGAUUGCUGAUGACAAUAGCGUUAAGAUAUCAGACUUCGGGAUGUCCAGGGAGGAAGAGGAAUAUAUCGUGUCUGGUGGGAUGAAGCAAAUACCUAUUAAGUGGACCGCGCCCGAGGCUUUGAAUUUCGGUAAAUACACAUCACUCUGCGAUGUAUGGAGUUAUGGUGUACUGAUUUGGGAGAUAUUCUCAAAAGGCGACACUCCAUACGCUGGGAUGAGUAAUUCCAGAGCGCGGGAGAAAAUUGAUCAAGGCUACCGUAUGCCCGCCCCGGAAAGCUGCCCUGAAGAAGUCUACGCCCUGAUGCUGCGUUGCUGGGAAUACGAGCCCGAAAAACGACCACAUUUCAACCAGAUAUACACAAAUAUUGAUAAUAUUUAUAACAGAUAA
Pieris macdunnoughi is the source of this 2310-nucleotide messenger RNA. The record is from the annotation of a GenBank genome assembly. Lineage: Eukaryota; Metazoa; Arthropoda; Insecta; Lepidoptera; Pieridae.